AGACAGCACAACGCUAUAAACGUUGUUAAACCAAAUCCAAUUAAAUACACACCUAGAUACCCAGAGAGAAACUCACUUCCAAUCCCAGCCGUCCAAUCUCAAUCCAACGAUCCACAACUUUUCACUCUCACACACAAAUACACACACAAACCCGGCCGCCUCGCUCACAUUUCUCCCCCAAAUUAUGCAACCAUUCAAUUUCAACGCCGGAAACGAAGCGCUCCGGUGCUUAUCCAUCGCCGAGAACCUCCUCAGCAGCCGCGACUUCGCCCAAUGCAAACUCUACGCGACCCGGGCCCGAGAGUCCGACCCGAGAAUGGAGCAAUCGGAGCAGAUGAUCGCGAUUGCGGAUACGCUGAUGGCGGCGGAGACUAGGCUGAGUAAUCAGCAGAUUGACUGGUACGGCGUGCUGAGAGUGGAGAGCAAUUGCGGCGAUUUGGAGCUUAUGAGCUCGCAGUAUCGGAGAUUGUGUGUUUUGUUGAAUCCGAGUAGAAAUAGGUUUCCGUUUGCGGAGAAUGCGUAUAGGCUGGUGAAUGAGGCGUGGAUGGUGUUGUCGAAUCCGUCGCGGAAGUUUGAGUUUGAUUCGGUGAUUAGAAAUGCGAAUUUUGGGUAUAAUUUUAUACAGCAGCCUCCGGAGACCGGACCUGGACCGCAGCAACAGCAGCAGCAGCAGCACAAUGGGAGUACGCAUUAUAGUUUUAUACAGGAGCAUAGCGAGCAGUUACAGAAGCAGCAUCAGCAGCAUUACGAGCAGCAGCAGUUUUUGCAGCCGUUUGGGGAGCAGCAGUUGUUUCCGAGUCAACGAGGUGAGUAUGUGAAUGAGGGGCAGCAGAAUUGGCCGAAUCAGGUGCAACAACAGGGGAUGCAUUGGUCGCAGGGGCAGGGACAGCCGCAGAAUUUGCACUGGUCUCAGCAGCAGCAGCAACAACAGCAGACUUUGCCUUGGCAGAGUCAGCCGCAGCAGCUGUUAGGUCAGCGUUCGGCUACACCUCAGCCACAAGUUCUGCCUCAACAGCCGGAGCAGAAUUGGCCUCAGCAUCAUCAGCAGCAGCAACAGCCUUUACCGUGGCAUCAAGCUCGGCCGCAACAAGCAUUAGGUGUUCCGCAACAGCAAAUGCCUUUUCGCCAGUCUACACCUCCGGCUCAAGCUAGAGUGGAACCACCUCAGCCACAGGCUCAGCCCCCAACACAGCCUUUACCCUGGCAUCAUUCUCAGCCGCAACAGCAAUCAGUUCGUCCUCUACCUCAGAAACCUCUGCGGCAGGCUACUCCCUCACCUCAACAGGCUUCGCGUCAGGCUACACCUCCUCCUCAGUCACACCAGCGACAAACACAGCUACUUUUGCCCAAGUCUCCCCCUCCGCGUCAACAACCUCUUUCCGAUACACAACUAUAUCAGCAGCCAGAAGCACAACAGCCAUUGCCUUGGCAUCAAUCUCAGCCGCAACAGCCAUUGGCUCGUGCUGAACCUGAACUGCAAGAGGCUUUACAUCAACCUACGCCACCACAAAAGCCUUGGCAUCAAUCUCAGCCGCAACAGCCAUUGGCUCGUGCUGAACCUGAACUACAAGAGGCUUUACAUCAACCUACACCACCACAAAAGCCUUGGCAUCAAUCUCAGCCGCAACAGCCAUUGGCUCGUGCUGAACCUGAACUACAAAAGGCUUUACAUCAACCUAUGCCACCACAAAAGCCUUUGCAUCAACCUACACCACCACCAAAGCCUUUGCAUCAACCUACUCCACCACCAAAGCCUUUCCUUCAGGUUACACCCCCACAGCAGAACACUUUGCGUCAGCCUACGCCUCCACCAGAAAUCCCAUUACGCCAGCCCACACCUCCACCACAAAAUCCAUUACGACAGCCUACGCCUCCACCUAAGUUGCCUGUAACUCAUCUAUCAGUGCCUAAGCUUGAGCAUCAACCUCAAGAACAACAGCCUAUACCUUGGCAUCAGUCUAAGCAACAAGCUUCAGCUAUACAUCAAUUUCAACAGCCUCUAUCCCGGUCCCCACCUCCACCUCAGCAACAACCACCAAUUCCUCGUCCUGAACCGGCUUUACCAAAGGCACAACCUCCGCCACAGUCUACACUAAAGACUGUGGUGCAAUCGCCUUCACCUAACACACAUUCACCAUUUCCGGGGUCUGAGAAUCUGCAACACUCUCCACAAUAUCAGACACAAACACAAUCCGAGCCACAGGUGCCAUCACAGCCACUACCACAGCAGCAACCACAGCUACUGCCACAACAAUUGCAGUCAGAAUCACAGUCGCAGCCACAAUCUCUGCCAGAGCCAGAGCCACAGCCAAAAUCAAAAUCGCGGCGGCAGUCACAGCGCAAGCCACAACCACAGCCAAAAUUUCAGCCACAGCCACCACCACUGCCACAAACAGAGACAUUGCAACCUCCGGCUGAAUCUCAGGAUUGUGGGGAAAAUGGAAAGUUUCAGGUGGGACAACAGGGUACACAUUUAUCGGGAGAAAAAAGUGGAACUAAUGAUGGUAACCCACAUAUUGAUGAAUCUAGUUUUUGGACUGGGUGCCCAUAUUGCUAUAAUAUGUAUGAAUAUCCAGGGCGCUAUGCUGAAUUUACACUUCGAUGCCAAAAUUGUAAGAGGGCAUUUCAUGCUGCUAAGGUUUCUACCCCACCAGGGGCAGCUGAGGGUAAAGAAGCUUACUUUUGUUCUUGGGCUCUUUUCCCAUUAGGGGUUUCUUCUGCAUAUAUGGAUCAAUGUAAGGCAGCAGCCUCGACUUGGACGCCCAUUUCAAACAUGUUUGUUGUUCCUCAAGAGGAAAAUCAUUGUCAUGGUGGAAAACGAAAGAAUAAGAGGCCAAAAGGUCCAUGGAUUUAUAUUGAUGAUGAUCAAGAUAAUGUUCAGGAUGAACCUUUUAAAGAAGAUUCUGAUGAUGAGGAUUGGCACAUCACUAAGAAGAAGAAGAAAGCUAAGAGCCCCAAGGGGAAGAGUUCGACAUCUAAAAAUGUCACGCAAUCAAAAGUGGACAAGUCAAAAAAGGUUAAGGGGAGUAAAAUUGGGAAUUUACAACCUGUACAUGCAGCACAAGAGGGUGAGGGUUUUGGGGUUCCUAAUAUGGAGGUUCCUAGUAUGCCAGUUGGUGAUCCUGGUAAGAAAGCAUCAAGUGUUAUUACAAGAAACCGACCAGGUGUAGUUUCAAAAGAAAUGGGGAAGUUGGAUCUGAAUGUGGAGUUCAGCAAUGAGGUUGAAGAGCCUGCUAAGGGAACAAACAGAGGCAGCACGGCAGAACAAGGGGCAGAAGAUAAUGCUGAAGGAACUGCUUUCUUUGAUGGUCUUGAUGAAUUUUUGAAUAGCCUACCAAUUCUCUCAGUUGAUGGUGACGACAAGGUAAAAGCUGGUUAGUGAAGUAAGCCUAGUACUGUAGCUUUUAGUACCGUAUUCAGCUAGGUUGCUUAAUUCAUUUUGCGCAAGAGAUUUCUCUGCUUAUUAUUAGCACAUCUUAUGUAAUUUAUACUUGGUAGUACUGUUGUUGAUAUAACUUUUAGCUGUUAGCGGAUCAUUCUAUGCUAUUCUCUCUUUGGGUGUUGA
Molecule: messenger RNA, 3565 nt
Organism: Daucus carota subsp. sativus
Lineage: Eukaryota; Viridiplantae; Streptophyta; Magnoliopsida; Apiales; Apiaceae
Exons: 1
Coding region: 185-3379 (1064 amino acids)
Source: RefSeq, a predicted model, not a curated record